AUGAAAGAUGCCUCCCGAGUCUUUUUUCUUGAUGAUUCUCUGAGCCUCAAGACACCUCCCGGGUGUCUUCUGGUACCUCUUCCACCUUCUCCAGUUGAUGAUUUUCUGACACCACAGAAACUGCCCGAGUGUCGCCGGGGACCUAUAUCAUUUCAUAGAGCAGAUGAUUUCAGGAGAUGCAAGACGAGACGCAAGACACCUCCCGACUCUUUUUUCGUACCUCUUCCACCUUCUCCAGUUGAUGAUUCUCUGAGCCUCAAGACACCUCCCGGGUGUCUUCUGGUACCUCUUCCACCUUCUGCAGUGCAUGAUUUUCUGACACCAGAGACACCGCCCGUUGAGUGUCGCCGGCGACAUGUAUCAUUUCUUCGAGCAGAUGAUUUUAGGAGACGCAAGACACCUCCCAACUCUUUUUUCGUACCACUUCCACCUUCUUCAGUUCAUGAUUCUCUGAGUCUCAAGGCACCUCCCGAGUGUCUUCUGGUACCUCUUCCACCUUCUGCAGUGGAUGAUUUUGUGACACCAGAGACACCUCCCAUCGAGUGUCGCCUUCAUGAUUCUCUGAGUCUCAAGACACCUCCCGAGUGUCUUCUGGUACCUCUUCCACCUUCUGCAGUGGAUGAUUUUGUGACACCAGAGACACCUCCCAUCGAGUGUCGCCAGGGACCUUUACCAUCUUCUAGAGUUGAUGAUUUUAGUAGACAGAAGACACCUCCCAACUCUUUUUUCGUACCUCUUCCACCUUCUCCAGAAACUGCCCGAGUGUCGCCGGGGACCUAUAUCAUUUCAUAG
Nomascus leucogenys (northern white-cheeked gibbon) is the source of this 792-nucleotide messenger RNA. RefSeq names its product nuclear pore complex-interacting protein family member B13-like. Bases 1 to 792 code for a protein of 263 amino acids. NCBI's taxonomy places the organism in Eukaryota, Metazoa, Chordata, Mammalia, Primates, Hylobatidae. The transcript has 5 exons. The record is from RefSeq and is a predicted model, not a curated record. Gene Ontology annotation, cellular component: nucleoplasm.